UUUAAAAAAGUAAACAAGCUCCGAUCCAUAGGUCAAGUUAAAACUGAACGUUUGUAAAUAGUUGUAAUUUAAAUACCUGUCUCCUGAUUGUGAGCAGCCAUAGACUGAUGGCAAUGGCAGAACCCCUGCUCAUAAAUAUAGUAACUGGGUGCCAAGUUCAAGGCGGACAAGAAAAUCCUCAACAAGGGAUUGUCAACAAAAAUCUAUCAGGGGACUUCCAGUUUACUUGUGACAUCUAUCGGUGUGGUGGCUGCUCCAGAGAGUUUGAAAUGUUUGAGGAUUUAAUUUUACACAAAACCAAUGAUGAGGGCUGCAGUUUAGUCCUGUUUUCUUCCCAAAAGUUAAACGGAAUACAAAUUCCAAGAUUCAUCCAAAGGGUCGCAGAAUUACAAGUUCCUGUAAAUGUUGGUGAGGAAAGUAGUGUUCCUCACUUGGACCAUCCUGCAUAUUUAAAAGAAUGUGUGCAUGAGCAGCAACAAAAUCUGUCGGUUGAAGAGAGCAGUGCGGGUUUGAGCCUAAUCGAGCGAAACAAAUCCUAUGAGCCUAGAUCGAGAGAAAGAUGCGCAUGCGAUAUAUGUGGAAAAUCUUACAGAAACACCACAACUUUGAAAACUCAUAUUUCAACCGUGCACUCCGUGGAUAAGCCAUUUAGAUGUGACAGAAAAAAUUGCUCAUUCGCCUGCAAAACCAAAGCUUCAUUGGAGCGACAUGUUCGGCGCCACACAGGAGAAAAACCAUUUGUUUGUGAAAGCUGUGGAAUGUCCUUCAGAGAAUCAGGAACUCUGGCUCGACACAUCAAAUCAGUUGUGCCAUGCACCUUUAAGCCUGUCGAUUUGUUGCCUCAGUAUCAAAGAACUGCUUUUGGUAGCAAACCAAAGCCUCCAGAUCAAUCCCAAUCAGAGGAGACAGUGAAAAUCAUUAUCACCAAGGAAUGCCAAAGUCCAGAAAGAAAUAUUUGUGACGACAGAGAGCCCCUUACAGAUGACAGCAUUGAUUCAUUAAAGAAGGAUGCUUCGCAGUCUUUAAUGAAACUGCUUGAAUCCUCAUUCACAAAAGAGCCUGACCCUAGAAAUUACGAAGAAGCUCCGUCUAAAGAACGAGUGGACUUCAUUCAAUCGGAGCAAGAAGUUUGCGAAGAAGUGGCUGAGCAAAUAAAGAGUGAAAACUUCUCUUGCCUCUCAUGUCAAGUUAAAGUAAGCAGCAUCAAGGAACUCUCUAAACAUUUACAGUUCCAUUUAGAAGACUUCAAAUUUAGAUGUGACAGGUGUUUCUAUGUUGACAAGUCCAAAAGAGGAUUGCACAGACAUACGAAAAAAGUGCACAACAAAGAAACUACUGCUGAAAACGUCAUAGAGAGUGAUUGCUGGCAGCAAAUUGUUUGUGCGCAACUGAUUUCCGUGCAUGACAUACUAGAUGGAGAGGCAAGCUGUGAGAAAAAUAACCAAUUCUUCCGUUGCCAUAUUUGCCUUAAAAGAAUUAGUGAAAAAUCUCAAUUUCGUCUGCACAUGAAUGACCACGCAGGUGGCAAAUGUUUUGAGUGUGACAUCUGCAAAAGAACUUUUUUAUUCAAAGACGCUCUUCAUAAGCACCUGAUGACGCAUUCCUCUAAGCGAUCGUUUGAAUGUCACGUCUGUAACAAACAAUUCAAGCGAGCUGGCCAUUUGAAAGAACACUUCCGGAUUCACAACGAUAUAAAACCAUUUGUUUGCAAGACAUGCAACAGGAGUUUUAGAUGGCAGUGUGUACUCAAAGUGCAUGAAUCUACGCAUAGCAGAGAUUAUCUGUUCUGUUGCGAAUCUUGUGGUAAACAACUGCGGAAUAAAAGUUCCUUGAUUCGACACUCAAAAAUGCAUAAGCCCAGCAACAAGAAUUCUUCAUCUACCAACCCUGGAAGUACCACUACAAUUGAUAUUUCUCAAACGCUAGACAGUAACAGCUUAAUCAACGAAGCCAACACUGCCGCCGCAAAUAUUGCAAAUACCGAUCAACCAGCUGAAAGCCAACAAACGUAUCUGUUGGUUCUUGACGACAACGCUCUAGUAUUGGGGGAUGCGACUUGCAUCCUCGAGAAUAGCAUCAUUCAAUCCGAAAACAUCCUGCAAUAAGUGAGCGCUUCCGUCAGAGCUGCACACUCAAUUAAAUGCCAAGGACGCGACAGCUCAAUAUCAAGAUAAAUAAGUGAGAUUCCAAUGAUUGUGAUGCUGAGAAGUGAGCUGAAAGUUGUUAUACUGCCUUAAAUUUAAAUUGUGUUCCCCGCCGUCAACACCAUCAUCCUUGAAGUAAGGAAAAUCAAUUUUAAUAAGAGCAUGACACGAAAAGACUUGAACUCCCUUAACUGAUCUGUUUGUUUUUUGAGGUUGGACUGAUUAAAUCAUUUAAAUAUUUUUGGUAUAGUAAAAGAGUGUUUAUUAAUUGAGAUAAAAUAAAGUUAAUGCGAUCAAUAACUGUUUCACGACACAAAAAUUUGUUUUUUCCAUUAGGUAUUUUUGUUAUUCCUUUUGUCUUCCAAAUAAUAUCACAAGUAAACAUAAUUUUUACGCGCUUUUCUUCGACAGCAAAAUCUGUAAAAUAAAUUAGGUCUAAUUUUGCCGGCAUGAUACGUACACCUGCGGCCCUAUCAGCAGGUGACGUCAACUUCCACUACAAAAUUUAAAGGCAGCCGUUGCGGGUAUUUUAUGCAGGGCACACAUCUGCCUCUCCCUGCCAAACGAAGCGUGCACACAUGUAUUUAAUAGGCGCUUCCCAUUGACUUUGUGUUCAGCCGACUCCAACGCCAAGAAUAUAUAUAUUUUGUGGAGAAGGAGCAGCGAGCUGCAAAGGGUGUUCCUUCGCGCCGUGUGAAUAAACAAGAGGAAAUUCUCAAGACGCACGGCCCAGUUUAUUUUUCGACUUGUGUGUUUUUGUAUGUGAGGUGCGCGCUAAGCGAAAUAACUCGUACCGCGCGCCGAGUGUGUAAAAAUAACCUACGUAAAAUUUACUAACCGCCGGAAACGAAACUAAAGAUAAUUUUAAUUCUGAUUUGUGGAUUGGUGUCGCUUUUGCUUGUGACUUUCCUUUCUAUUUAGCCUCAACUGCGUGUGACUUUGUUAAUUAUUGAAUGAUAAGAUUAUAUAGUCGUUGUAUUGAUCGCGUUUCAGCUGGCAUGCUACGGCUUUAGACUUGCGCGCAAACUCGUAAGAGGGGACUUUUCGAAUGAAGUCUAUUCCAGCUAAGUGAGAAUUCAACUGAGGCAUAUUAUAGCUCUUGAGAAUUUGUGCAGCGACCGGUACAACAAUGCCAUCACCUGACGUCCAGCGGAUUUUCAAGAAGGUGGACUCGAAAAAGUUGGAGGCAUGGUGCAACACCGAACUGAAGGAUUUCGAGGACGCUGCCAUGGUUGACGCCUUCAAGUUAUUUGUCACGCAACAGCAAGACGACAAGAACAAAGACACUGCUGAGGUGUGGGACUUGGUCAGAAAAGGAGUUGAGCUGGAAAAGAAAGGACAGUCCACAGAUCAAAACCGCGCGCAAAUUCAGGAGAAGCUGAGUGAAGGCUUCGCUCGCAUUCCUAGUUUUGUUAAGCAAGAUCUUGAGGACAAAUGUGGUUUUGGAGUGGUUUUCGAAAAAUUGAAUGAGGAGUUCGCCGGCGCUUACCUAGACAGCUUCAGAAACGAAAUUAACAUUUUCAGGAAAGAAAAUGCAGCUACACAGUGCAUGGAGGAAAAGUCCAAAAGCAGAUGCUCAUUCAUGUGAGAUGCCCACCGUCGACAAUGACAGUGAUAUGUGAGAAAGAUAAAAAUGUUCUGGAUUUGGUGCUUGUUCAAUAAUGAAGUUUUUUUUAAAGCACUGAUAUUUAUAAUUUGAAAUAAUAAAUAUUUUUAAAUUAAAGAUA
Molecule: messenger RNA, 3871 nt
Organism: Cloeon dipterum
Lineage: Eukaryota; Metazoa; Arthropoda; Insecta; Ephemeroptera; Baetidae
Product: zinc finger protein 26-like
Exons: 17
Coding region: 108-2105 (665 amino acids)
Biological process (GO): regulation of DNA-templated transcription
Molecular function (GO): RNA polymerase II cis-regulatory region sequence-specific DNA binding; DNA-binding transcription factor activity, RNA polymerase II-specific
Source: RefSeq, a predicted model, not a curated record